Nerophis lumbriciformis (worm pipefish) is the source of this 609-nucleotide messenger RNA. Lineage: Eukaryota; Metazoa; Chordata; Actinopteri; Syngnathiformes; Syngnathidae. The record is from RefSeq and is a predicted model, not a curated record.
AUGUCGAAACCUGCCCUAUUAACCGUCCAUCAAGCGCUGAGGAAAAGCUUCCAAAAUCUGGAAAACAACCAAAAAACAUGGGCGAGUGUGUUAGCAGAGUGUACACCUCUCAUGGCAUCCCUGGAGAACUUGGCCGAACAAUCGAGAGCGCUUUCAAACAUCCAGCUCUCGGACACGCCGCUCAAAGACUUUCCAGAAGUGGAGGAUCUGUUGCGAUUCAAACUCUCACAAGCUAUGGAUACUGUCUUGUGUAAACUUCACCAAAAUAUGGCUUCAUUCCAGUCUCUGAGAGACUCCAUAUCCAACCAGGUCUCAACAGUCGUCCAGCUGUACGAGCAGAACCUUGAUAGUCUAGAUUUGGCAACCGUAACCGAGCGCUCCGCCGUCAUCCCAUCCGUCGUUGACAUGCUGGAGUGGUUGCAGGACGCCGAGCGCCACUAUCGACAACAAUUCAUGAGGAGGAAGAUUCUCCUUCACGCGCUCAGUUCAGACAACCUCAAGAUCUUGGGAUCCGCUACCACGAAAUGGAAGGAUUUGGAGAAUCCACGUGCUGAGGAUCAAAUCACAGAUGCACUUUGUAAAGUGUCGUUCUUUAUGGAGUCGAAGUGA